AUGAAUAUUUUGAAUUAACACUAAAAUGCAUUUCCACAUCUCUUGCCUAUCAUUGAUAGCAUGAGAGUUUACUAAGAAAUGAAAUUGUGGAAGCAGCUGAGUGAUUAAUUGUUGGUCUACAUCAAGGAUCCUCAAGUCAAUCAAGGAACCCAUUUGAAAGAUCUUUUUGAGGGCUUUGUCAAGAAGUUUUAUUAGGAAAUUGAUGAAAUGAAAUUAGUGCGUAUUCUCAUUAAGACUGCAGAAUAAUAUGGAGAUUUCCAGAGCAGAAUUGAUUUCCUCAAAUAAUUCAAAUUGGAUGAACAACCUCAAUUAGUCAUUGAAAUUUUGAUUGCCUUCUUCAAGUUGUAGUAGGGACAACUAUAAGAAGUUGAUGAAUUACUAAAACAAUACAAGCAAAAAAGUGAAAAAUUACAAGAAGUCGAUCCACUUGUAUAUUCCAUGCUCUACUAUUUGGCAUACAAUUUCUACAAAAUCAAGAAUGUCUAUGAAGAAUUCUAUGUGAAUGCCCUUCAAUAUCUUGCAUACACAAAUGAUUAAGACAUGUUGCAAGAACAAAAGGUACAACUCUCAUAUGAGAUGGCUCUUGCAGUUUUGAUUUCACCAAACAUCUAUAAUUUCAGUGAAUUGUUGCAACAACCAGUGUUAGUUAGCUUAAAAGAAAGUGCCCAAUACACUUGGGUCUAUCAAUUGUUGGAUAUCUUCAAUAGGGGCAGUGUGAGGGAAUUGAAUAAUUUCUAAUGGAAUGAGGAGAGAAAAAGAGUUAUUCCCAAUUUCCAAGUUUUGAAUGAAAAAAUUAGAAUAAUGGCAUUUCUUGAAUUAGCAUUCUCUUUGCCUAAAAAUAACAGGGUUUGCACUUUCGAGGAAUUGUCUUAAGUGUCAGAGUUACCCUUAAGUGACAUCGAAAGAUUGGUAAUGAGAACCAUUAGUAAGGGGUUGGUCAAAGGCAGAAUCAAUUAAGUAAAACAAACUAUUACAAUUUCCUAUGUUGUUCCAAGAGUUUUGACUUUGGAUAAAAUUGAGAUUAUUAAUAAGAAAUUCGGUAAUUGGGAGAAAUCAUUGAAUGUCUUUCUUAAAGAAGUUGAAGAUGUGAGGAAGACAUUUAAUUGAUAUAUAUAAAUGUAUAAAAUCAAUUAAUUAUUCACAAAAAGUA
Paramecium tetraurelia is the source of this 1150-nucleotide messenger RNA. RefSeq lists its product as uncharacterized. Lineage: Eukaryota; Ciliophora; Oligohymenophorea; Peniculida; Parameciidae. Gene Ontology annotation, cellular component: proteasome regulatory particle, lid subcomplex; cytosol; nucleus. Gene Ontology annotation, biological process: ubiquitin-dependent protein catabolic process. The record is from RefSeq and is a predicted model, not a curated record. Gene Ontology annotation, molecular function: structural molecule activity. The transcript is spliced from 2 exons.